Molecule: messenger RNA, 2328 nt
Organism: Morus notabilis
Lineage: Eukaryota; Viridiplantae; Streptophyta; Magnoliopsida; Rosales; Moraceae
Exons: 6
Coding region: 301-1536 (411 amino acids)
Source: RefSeq, a predicted model, not a curated record
UUUAAUUUUUUACCUUACAAGCUUAAAACCGAGGCGACACCCUUUCAUCGUCUUUCUCAUUCGCAGUACGACUCUUCUCUGUCUCUCUCCCCCUCUCUCUCUCCCAAAUCUCGAAACCUACGAAACAAAACACAGACGCAAAACUCUCUGACUUUCCACACUCAACUUCUCGCAAUUACCUUCUAAAACCCUCACAGAACCCCCAAAUAUCAAAUAUUUCCUCUCAAUUUUGUCGCUUCAAUCCACCACAAGCUUCUUUGAUCCCUUUCCCCAAACAAUUCCGUGCAGUUUCCGCCGUCAAUGUCCAAUUCCGGAGGUUUCGCCGUCACUCGGCACCACCACGGCGCCGACCGCUUCUACAACCCACCGGCGGUACGGCGCCACCAGGAGUUGCAGCUCCGCCAGCCGCAGUCGCAGCCGCAGAGGCAGCUCCAGAGGCCGUUGAAGUCUGACGCCCGAGUUGACUCGCCCGAGGCGGAGGCGCGGACCCACUCGGACGAGGCGACAUUGUCGAGGCCUAACUCGGUCUGCUCUUCUUCUCCAUCGCGAACAGCCAAUUUGACUAAUUUGGAUCGUAUUAUGGAAUCCGUCACUCCAUUUGUUCCAGCUCAGUUCUUCUCCGAGGCAAGAAUAAGAGGGUGGAGAAAUCGUGAAAAUGAUAUGCAACCAUUUUUCUGUCUUGGGGAUCUAUGGGAAGCUUUUGGAGAAUGGAGUGUAUACGGGGUGGGAGUGCCACUAGUCCUGAAUGGAAGCGAUUCUGUUAAACAGUAUUAUGUUCCAUCCUUAUCUGGAAUACAGUUGUACAUAGACUGCUCGAGGAGGCCUGGUGAUGAUAGUGAUGCGGAGUCGUCAAGGGAAACAAGUAGCGCUGGAAGCAGUGAUUGUGAAGCAGAAAGACGAGUGAAAGGUGUUGUUGAUGGAGUAUGGGGUAGGCACAACCUCAUGAAUUUGAAUUCCCAGAGGUUAAAUCGACUUACGUUGAGAGAUAAACAUCAUAUGAGCUCAUCAAGCGAUGAAAAUGAGGUUUAUAACUCAUCAGGGUCGCUUGUAUUUGAGUACUUUGAACAAGAACAACCACAUCAUCGUAAACCGUUAUAUGACAAGGUCUCCAAUCUUGCAUCUCAAUUUCCAGAGCUCAAGAUGUACAGAAGUUGUGAUUUACUGCCUUCAAGUUGGAUCUCUGUCGCAUGGUACCCAAUAUACAGAAUACCGGUGGGCCCAACUCUACAGAGUCUUGAUGCAUCUUUUCUUACCUUCCAUUCUUUAUCAACACACUCUAGAAGCAAAAGUCAGCCACAGUUACACACUCCCAGUGGCAGGAAGGUCCACGGCAUUGAUGCAUCAUCAAAGAUGUCUCUGCCCAUUUUCGGCCUUGCUUCUUAUAAGUUGAGAGGUUCAAUUUUGACUCCCAGUGGACCCCAUGAAUGGCAGCAAGCAAACUCUCUGUUACAGGCUGCCGACAAUUGGCUUCAGCGUCUGCAGGUCAAUCUUCCUGAUUUCCAGUUUUUCAUUUCCCACAAUUCUCAAUGGAGAUAGCAGGGUCAGAUCUCAAAAGCUUUUCCAUAUCGGGCAAAGGACUUCCCAGUUGUUGAGUUUCGAUUGUUUGUGUUGAGAGGUUAACAUGCCUUUGCUUUAUAAACUUUCCUGCCAAAAAGCUUUGGUUUUCAGCCUUCUCAUCCUUGUGUUUAUGCAAGUCUCUCGAUGGAAGAAGCAGCACAAAAGACUGGAAGGUAAGAAUGCUUUUGGCCUUCUGUUUAGGCUUUUGAUGGCUUUUGGAGGCAUAAGGGCUGGCAGGAUCGGCUAUUUAGUUCUUUGUGAGCGGUGCGUGAGCGACUAGAAUCGGCAAUGCAUAAUAUGCAUGGCCAGUCGCUUACUUUGUUGUGUACUUGUGUUUUGGGGCAAGCUAAAUUCUACGUGGUCUCAGGCCUCGUAAUUUGGUAAAUCAAACAGACAAUGACUGUGCUUUAUUGUCUGCCCUUGAUUCUGUAACAAACAUUUGAUAACAUUUAUGAUAUUUAGAAAAAAAAAAAAAAAAAAGAAAUCUGGUAGUGGUUUCUUGGAACUGAUUUCCUAUGUGAGCUUUGAGAUCCAGAUUUUUUGUAUCCCGGCAACAUGCUCAAGUAAAAUAGAGAAUAUCACUGACCGUACCUGCGGCAAGCUCUUAUUCCUUUUUGUCCUUUUAUUUGCGGAAGAGGAAUAUUAUCCAUAGAGCCAAAGAAUAUUUAUCUUCUUGAUCAAUAUCUUGUUCAAAUUAAGAAGAUGAUGAGGCUAACAAAGAGUUUCCCAUAAAAAAAAAAAAAACGCUGUUUGGGAAAUAUUUUAGUAAAU